AUGAGUGGAGGAGAUGAGAGCGUUCAGCUGCAGCAGGCCAAGAUCGAAUACUAUUACAGCUCGGCCACGUGCCAGCUGAAGGUGAAGAAGGACCAACAGUCGCUUCGAUUUCUGCUCGAGUCCAAAAAUGUGACGUUCGACGACUUCGACGUGUGCCUCGACCAAAUGCGUAAGGCCGAGAUGCAGGCCAAGAGCGGCAAGGCCUCCUUGCCGCAACUCUUUGUUGACGACCGCUUCGUUGGGGGGUACGACGAGGUCCAGUACAUGGAAGAGCUGGGUACACUGGACCAGGUCUUGUUCAAAGAGGUUGAUGGUGUGUAA
Molecule: messenger RNA, 321 nt
Organism: Acanthamoeba castellanii str. Neff
Lineage: Eukaryota; Discosea; Longamoebia; Acanthamoebidae
Product: glutaredoxin, putative
Exons: 2
Coding region: 1-321 (106 amino acids)
Source: RefSeq, a predicted model, not a curated record